Messenger RNA from Didymosphaeria variabile, 1371 nucleotides. RefSeq lists its product as uncharacterized. The record is from RefSeq and is a predicted model, not a curated record. Bases 1 to 1371 code for a protein of 456 amino acids. Lineage: Eukaryota; Fungi; Ascomycota; Dothideomycetes; Pleosporales; Didymosphaeriaceae. The transcript has 3 exons.
AUGCAUCUCACGCUCGAGCCCAUUGACCCAACCGACUUUGAUCCCAACCUCCUUGUCUACGUCCGCAAAUAUUCCUACGGCGUCAACAUCUGCUACAUGCUUAUGUACACCUCGCUGUGGUGUGUCAAGCUCUCCUUCCUGCUCUUCUUCUACCGGCUCGGGCCCCGCCUUAUCCAGGGCAUGAAGUGGCACUGGUGGGGCGUCGCGAUCUUUACUAUGCUGGCGUAUGGCGCGACGUUUGCGACGUAUCCGUACAUGUGCAGCUUCGGGACGUACGAGCAGAUUAUGCAGCCGUAUUGUACGGCGGAGCAGACGUUGAGUUUUGUAAACAUGAAGGUUAAUGUGGUGUUGGACGUGGUGACGGAUAUCCUCAUUAUGACGAUCCCGCUCAACAUCCUCUGGCGUUCGCGAAUUCCGCUGCGCCAAUCUCUCGCCCUCGCCGGCGUUUUCUCCCUCGUUCUCAUUACUAUUACAUUCGCCAUUGUUCGCGCGGCAUUAUCCACGAUUGGUGUUACGAAGCAGAUGGAUUCUCCGUGGGUACUUAUAUGGAGUGGUGCUGAGUCGAAUAUUGCAAUCGUGGUUGCGAGUAUCGGGUCUUUCCGCAUGCUGUUUGUGCAGAAUAGGAGGGUGGAGGGAAGGCAGCGAGAUGAGGUUGGGGCGAGGAGAAGAAGGAUGGAUAAGUCGACAACAAUGGCACAGGGGGCAAGCGUAGAGGAAAUGGCGAGUGUAGGCGGCAGUACCGAAUGGACCGGAGUAGGCACGGUGGAAAGUACCUUACCUGCACCCAGCAACCGCCCUAGUUUGCGUCACCGUCGCAACGCUUCCAGCCGGCUUAACCUCCAAUCAGAAAACAUGGGCCUCUCUUCCUUCACAGGCAUCCGCCGUGCGAGUGAAACGUACGUGAACACCCGCCGCAACCGGGUCCAGGCAGGCCGGUCCUCUUCUUCGUCACUCUCAUCCAUCUCCUCCACAACUGCUCAGUCAACUCCAGACUGUGCCCCCUCGCCAGUGUCCGAAGGCAAGAAGGUGCGUUUUGUCCACCCUGUCGUCACCGCUGUAAUCAAGUCCAAGAUCUACGAGAUGAAGGUGCGUUUUGCUGAGCCACUGACAAGCAUUCCUCCGCGUAGCAAGGAGGAGCGUGCGGUGUUGUGUCUGCCGGGCACUCCAUAUCAGAAAAAUAGUGGGCCGAUUUGCGAUAAUGCUCCGGGUCAUUAUGCGAGGAUGUGCAUGUGCUUCACAGAGAGCUUUCCGGAGUUUUCAGAGGAAGGUUACACGGAUCCUUUUACAUUCAAGUAUAAUGGACGUGUGUAUGCCGAUGACAACAAGAUGUUUCGGGGCGCUACUGUUGAAGAGCAGGAAGAGGGCCUUUGA